Tetrapisispora phaffii CBS 4417 is the source of this 327-nucleotide messenger RNA. RefSeq names its product glutathione-disulfide reductase GRX8 (gene GRX8). Bases 1 to 327 code for a protein of 108 amino acids. The record is from RefSeq and is a predicted model, not a curated record. The transcript has a single exon. NCBI's taxonomy places the organism in Eukaryota, Fungi, Ascomycota, Saccharomycetes, Saccharomycetales, Saccharomycetaceae.
AUGUCUGAUUUUGAUGGAAAAGUUAAGGAAUUAAUUACAUCCAGUGAAUUCUUUCAAUUCUCAGCAAGUUGGUGUCCAGACUGCGUUUAUGCAAACUCUAUCUGGACUAAGUUUCAUGUAUCAGAUAAAGUUACGAUUUUCGAUAUUGGCUCCCUCCCAAAGGAAGAACAAGAACAAUGGAGACAAGCUUUUCAACGAGUUACAGGUAGCAGAAAUUUACCAACUAUUUUCGUUAAUGGUGUAAUUUGGGGCACUGAAUCUGAAUUGCACAAAUUCGAAAACAAUGGCUCUAUACAACAAGAACUAGAAAAGAUUAACUUACUUUAA